Exaiptasia diaphana is the source of this 1110-nucleotide messenger RNA. RefSeq names its product histamine H2 receptor. The record is from RefSeq and is a predicted model, not a curated record. Gene Ontology annotation, cellular component: membrane. Gene Ontology annotation, molecular function: G protein-coupled receptor activity. Bases 26 to 922 code for a protein of 298 amino acids. Gene Ontology annotation, biological process: G protein-coupled receptor signaling pathway. NCBI's taxonomy places the organism in Eukaryota, Metazoa, Cnidaria, Anthozoa, Actiniaria, Aiptasiidae. The transcript has a single exon.
CAAGUAUAAGUGCACUGUUAGCACAAUGCAGCCAACGUCCUGGUUGAUGCUUCUAGAAGCCGUUGUCAUAGUAGCAGUAAACGUCAUCACCAUCGUCAUAUUCACAACUACUUCGCGCCUGCGCAGUCGACAAUACGCACUGAUCGUCAGUCUGGCWGUASCUGAUCUGUUAGUGGGUUUGCUGUCAGUCCCCUUGCAAAUUGUAUCUCAGGAAAUCCCGACAUUKAAGUUCCCAUCGCAAUUUUCAAAGGCAAACUUGGUACAAGAUACGGUCCUUGGAACGGCUUCCUUAUUUGGUUUGGCAGCGUUAGCCAUUGAACGAGCACAUGCGACAUACUUCCCWUUCAGCCAUCAUACAUUGAGUAAAGGAUCAUAUGCUAUUGGUAUUGCAGCGGUUUGGGCACUAACAUUGGCCAAUGGCAUUGUACUAUAUCAUACRAUAACCACUCACUUUCCAUAUUACGUAAUAGCAAAAAUCGUGUCUGCCGGAAUCACGCUAACUGUCAUCUGCGGUGCGUAUGUUCUUAUCGUCGUAAAAGUGCGUUGCAUGUCGAGGACAAGUCAUCAGGCGACAACACAAGGCAAUAAAAAGCUUACCACAACACUCUCUAUUGUUACAAUCAUCAGUCUUGUGACUUGGGUGCCUUACCAAGCAAUGCUGUUAGCAUUUGUAGCGUUCGGCACCAAAGUUACAAACUUAUAUUGGACGUUUCGCACCAUCAGCAAAGUUCUCCAUUACGGCAACUCUUUGGCAAACUUCUUUGUYUACGCAUUUCGCAUGCGMGAAUUUAAAGUAGAGUUGCUGCGUAGAUUCAGGUGGGGUAGUCGUCAAGUGUCACCAAACGAUGGUACAAGAGGUGAAAACAGCAUGAAAACACGGUCARUCAUUGAUUUACCGAUUCCUUUGCAAUCACAAAGGUAACUAACUUACUUCAUCAAUCUCCGGCCAACAAGAACCCGAAUUCUCUCAAUCGACAGAGAAUAGGAAACAUGAAAGGAAUAAAAAAAUUGUACUUGAACAGAAUAAUAUACUUUUAUUCAAACUAGCAACAACACCAAACUCAAAAAAAUUAAGCUUUGCACAUGGCAACAGAAAGUGUGCCAACAAUC